AAUAAUAAUAAUAAUAAUAAUAAUAUUAAUAAUAAUAAUAAUAAUGAUAAUAAUAAUAAUAAUCAUAAUAAUAACAAUAAUGAUACUACUACUACUACUACUACUACUAAUAUUAAUAAUAAUAAUAACAACAAUAAUUCUAAUGAUAAUAAUAACAAUAAUGAUAAUAAUAAUACUAAUCAUAAUAAUUACAAUAAUUAUAAUAAUUCUACUACUACUAAUAUUAAUAAUAAUAACAACAAUAAUGCUAAUAAUAAUAAUGAUAAUAAUAACAUUAAUGAUAAUAAUAAUACUAAUCAUAAUAAUAACAAUAAUGAUACUACUACUACUACUACUACUAUGAAUAAUAAUAUUAAUAAUAAUAAUAACAACAAUAAUAAUAAUAAUAAUAAUAAUAAUAAUAAUAAUAAUAAUAAUAAUAAUAAUAAUAACAAUAACAAUACUACUAAUGAUAAUAAUAUUAAUAAUAAUAAUGAUAAUAAUAAUACUAAUCAUACUAAUUACAAUAAUUAUAAUAAUUCUACUAAUAAUAAUAUUAAUAAUAAUAACAACAAUAAUUCUAAUGAUAAUAAUAAUAAUGAUAAUAAUAACAACAAUAAUUCUAAUGAUAAUAAUAACAACAAUAAUGAUAAUAAUAAUACUAAUCAUAAUAAUUACAAUAAUUAUAAUAAUUCUACUACUUCUACUACUAAUAUUAAUAAUAAUAACAACAACAAUAAUGCUAAUAAUAAUAAUGAUAAUAAUAACAAUAAUGAUAAUAAUAAUACUAAUCAUAAUAAUAACAACAAUGAUAGUACUACUACUACUACUAUGAAUAAUAAUAUUAAUAAUAAUAACAACAAUAAUGCUAAUAAUAAUAAUAAUAAUAAUAAUAAUGAUAAUUAUAACAAUAAUGAUAAUAUAAAUAAUAAUAAUAAUAAUAAUAAUAAUAAUAAUAAUAAUAAUAACAAUAACAAUACUACUAAUGAUAAUAAUAUUAAUAAUAAUAAUGAUAAUAAUAAUAAUCAUAAUAAUUACAAUAAUUAUAAUAAUUCUACUAAUAAUAAUAUUAAUAAUAAUAACAACAAUAAUUCUAAUGAUAAUAAUAAUAAUAAUGAUAAUAAUAACAAUAAUGAUAAUAAUAAUACUAAUCAUAAUAAUUACAAUAAUUAUAAUAAUUCUACUACUACUAAUAAUAAUAUUAAUAAUAAUAACAACAAUAAUGCUAAUAAUAAUAAUAACAAUAAUAAUAAUAUUAAUAAUAAUAACAACAACAAUAAUGCUAAUAAUAAUAAUAAUAAUAAUAAUAAUAAUAAUAAUAAUAACAAUAAUGAUUAUAAUAAUAAUAUUAAUACUAACAAUAACAAUACUACUACUACUACUACUACUACUAAUAAUAAUAAUAAUAAUAAUAAUAAUAAUAAUAAUAAUAAUAAUAUUAAUAAUAAUAAUGACAAUAAUAAUACUAAUUAUAAUAAUAACAAUAAUGAUAAUGAU
Rana temporaria (common frog) is the source of this 1476-nucleotide messenger RNA. Its product is annotated as probable cyclin-dependent serine/threonine-protein kinase DDB_G0292550. The record is from RefSeq and is a predicted model, not a curated record. Lineage: Eukaryota; Metazoa; Chordata; Amphibia; Anura; Ranidae.